UGUUGUAAAUGUUUUGACAUAAGUACUUAAUUUUUGUAUACAAAACAAUGUAGAAUUCCUUGCAAUCAAAGAAGUAUGUGAUUUUAUUUGUACAGAGAGAUCUUUAUUAAGAAUUGUUUUACUUCUAGUCUCCGAAAUUUAUUAGUUGUUUUAGCUGCAGUUGGUAAUACACUAAUUAUUUUUAUUUGUUUGCAACCCUGCAUUCUACCAUCGUACAAUAACAAAACAAAAUAAAUGCAUUGCCAGCCAAUUGAAUGUUUUUGCAAUUUUGCAUAUAUUCUUCCGUUAUUCUACUGUUCAUUAAAUCAUUCCGGCACACAUUUUACCGAUUUAAGGAUAUAAACAUUUAUAAAGUGUAAUCUUAACUAAUUCUAAUUAAAUCUCACGUGGUUUUGUGAUCGGCGUCUUUACUUUGAAAACAAUUAAUAUUCGAUACGAUUCGGAUGCUGGAUGAAUUGUUGAUUCCUGCUUUUUCAUCAAGCGGAUUUGUGUAUAUUCUUUUACUAGCGCCAAGAAAGGGCUGUUUGGCUAAUAUCAGUUUUAUAGCGCAAUGGCUGCACGUGGACGUGGGUUCCUGUAUUCCUUUAAGGUGGAGAAAGACUCAACUGAUGGCGAAACAUCACAAAAAGAUAGUGGGCUGGGAAGCAAAAGCCUUCAAUCUACUGGAGAGUAUCGCCGUAUUGGACGGGGCAGGCUGCUAGAUGAUCUGGCUUCCUCAUGCACUAACAUGACUCUUGAAGGUCGUUCAUCCGACGAUACCAAUCAAGGAAAUUCAACCUCUUCAAGUAAUUUAAAUAAACCUUCUACCUCAGGCGGACGUGGCCGGGCAAAUGUGUUCAAAAGCUUAUUUACUCCGGAUAAGCCAGAGGUACAGUUGAGUACUCAGACCGUAACGUCGAUGCCGGCUCCCACACCACAACCAGUGUUGGAGCCGAAACCAGAACCUAAUAUGGACUUAAUUGAGUCAGAUAUAUAUAACCCAGAAAUUAAACAUGGUAGUAAGGGUAUGCCAGUGCGUUUAGCAUGCAAUUACAUUCGAUUGUCGUCUGAUCCCGAAAAAGGGGUUUAUGUGUAUGAAGUACGAUUUCAUCCUCCUGUAGACUCACUUAGUUUGCGCAUGAAAUACCUAAAUGAACAUCGUGAUGAAUUUGGUGGCACAAAAACAUUUGACGGAGUAACUCUUUAUUUGCCGAUUUUAUUGAAAGAAAAAUUAACUACAUAUAUUUGUAAAAGUCUAGCAGACAAUUCUGAUAUCGAAAUACGCAUUUUAUUUAAGCGAAAAGAAGCCCUCAAAAAUUGCAUACAUCUUUAUAAUGUGCUAUUCGAUAGAGUUAUGAAAACAUUAAAUUAUGUACGCUUUGACCGAAAACAAUUCGAUCCAACAGCGCCGAAAAUUAUUCCACAAGCUAAAUUAGAAGUAUGGCCUGGUUAUGUAACUGCAAUUGACGAAUACAAAGGUGGCUUAAUGCUGUGUUGUGAUGUAUCGCAUCGACUUUUAUGUCAGAAGACUGUGCUUGAAUCAUUAGUUGAGAUCUAUCGUUCCAACUCAAAGUUGUUCCAAGAAAAUGCCAAAAAAUUUUUAUUGGGUUCCAUAGUUAUAACUCGCUACAAUAAUCGAACAUAUAGAAUAGACGAUAUUUGCUUUGAUAAGAAUCCCAAAGCAACAUUCCAAACCAAAAACGCCGAGCUGUCUUAUAUUGAUUAUUACAAACAGAGUCAUAACAUAAUAAUUAAAGAUGAAAGUCAGCCGCUUAUAAUUAGCAUAAAGAAGCAAAAAACCGCCGAUAAGCAAACGGCUGAAGACUUAGUGGUUUGUCUGAUUCCUGAGUUAUGCUAUUUGACUGGCUUACGAGAUGACAUACGCUCGGACUAUAAAUUAAUGCGUGAGAUCGCCACAUUUACAAGGGUCUCACCGAAUCAAAGGCUGCUUGCAUUGGAGAAAUUUUUCACUAACGUUAAUAACUGUCCAGAGGCUCAAAGCAUACUUCAAAGUUGGGGAUUAACAUUGAAGAACUCUCAUGAAUGUUUGAAUGGCAGACAAUUUGAAGAAGAGCAAAUAUUUUUUGCAAAAAGACAAUUUGGGGCUGGAUUGAAUGCAGACUUUUCUAAGUACGUAUGCAACAAUGAAGUUUUAGAGGUGGUCCAUUUAACAAAUUGGCUAUUAGUUCAUUGCAAAAGUGAUACAAGAUGUGCCAAAACUUUCUACGAACAUGUAGAUAGAAAUUCCCGUGCCUUAGGAAUACGCGUUGAUAAGCCGAAAAUGAUUACCUUGGAUAAUGAUCGAGUAGAUACUUUUGUGAAGGCAUUGAGAAGUCAUAUAGAUGGUCAAUCACAAAUUGUCGUAUGCAUUAGUCCAACAAAUCGUGACGAUCGUUAUGCGGCUAUUAAAAAAGUUUGCUGUGCGGAGAUACCAAUACCUUCGCAGGUAAUUAAUGCUCGAACUCUUUUGAAUGAGGGAAAGAAUCGUUCGAUAGUUCAAAAGAUCAUGUUGCAAAUGAACUGUAAACUCGGUGGAUCACUGUGGUCCGUGAAAAUUCCAUUUAAAAAUGUUAUGAUUUGUGGGAUAGAUUCAUACCACGAUGCCGCCCAGAAGGGAAAUUCCGUGGCGGCUUUUGUAGCGUCAUUGAACUCCAGUUACACAAAGUGGUAUAGCAAAGCAGUAAUACAAGGAAGGAGGGAAGAGAUCGUAAACGGUCUAUGCUCGUCAUUUACAGCUGCCGUAACGCGUUUUCAUCGAGAGAAUGGCAGAUUUCCUGACAGUAUUAUUAUCUAUCGCGAUGGUGUUGGUGAUGGUCAAUUGCCACUUUGUUCCGGUCAUGAGAUACCACAAUUGGAGGCGGCAUGCAAACGGGCUUUUACAGAUUAUGCCGUCAAAAUCACUUUUGUCGUUGUGCAAAAGCGAAUAAAUACACGGUAUUUUGCUAUGAAUCGAUCCGGUAUCGAUAAUCCGCCCCCAGGUACAGUCGUUGACGAAUGCAUUACGCGUUCCAAAAUGUAUGAUUUUUAUCUGGUGUCACAAACUGUACGCCAAGGAACUGUCACUCCGUCUCAUUAUAUAGUAUUAAGAGAUGACGCAAUGUAUAGCCCUGAUAUUAUACAAAGACUGACAUAUAAACUUUGUUUCAUGUAUUAUAAUUGGCCGGGCACUAUCCGCAUACCGGCGUGUUGUCAAUAUGCGCAUAAAAUGGCAUAUCUAAUCGGUCAAAGUAUAAGGAGGACUACAUCCGAAGAACUCUCUGACAGACUAUUUUAUCUUUAAUGUAUCGUCUGUUUAUCGAACAGAUUACAAAUUAUGUAUGUAUGUACAUACCCUGAAUUUAAGCCGUUACCAUCAAUGAAUGAAUAAUAAAAAAAGUUUGUUUUUGAAAGAAUAGUUUUAGUUUUUUGUCUCUUAUGUAUUUAAAUUUAUAAUUUUUCACAAAAUAAAAUCAAUAAAUAACUGAACUGUUUUCGAAAAAGAACCUUUUUUUAUUGUAAAAGCUCGGAAAUUUUUAUCUUUAUAUACACGUCAUUUGUCAUUGGACCCAUGGUGUGUUGGUAAGCGUUUGUUGUAUAGGCGCUCAUUUAGUAUAUAGAGGCAUAUUUAUAAAUAAGUGCUGAUAUGUGUGUGUAUAUUUUUAACAAUAAUUACCUGACAAAAUUGGCAUUUCAUAACUGUUGCUUUGGCGCAGGUUUCAGCACCUAAUACUUUAGAAAUUUCUAAUUUCGCUGGCAUAUUUACAAACAUGUGUGAUAGUGUUAUCUAAUGUGAUCGCGUGAAAUGAACUCACCACAAUGCGAUGAUAAGAAUACUCACUUAUAUGUUGUUUAUAUAAAACACUAUUUAAAUAUAGGUGUACGAACAGUGUAUGUGGAAUGUUUGUUUUCAUACAAUCCAGCCAACGUUUCAUAUUUUUUUAUUCAGACGUUCCAAUUAGUAACAUGUGACAGCAACGUGUUAUUGUAAAAAGUAUGUAAGAAGGUAAACUUGCGCAUAUCUAUUGGCAUAUAUACAUGAGCAUGAGUGAAGCAUGUGUAGGUGUAUGUAAAACGUCAUAUUAGUUGAAAAUGCUGCGUUCCCGGAUGUUGUUCACAUGCGUUAUUCACUUCGUGUGCUCUGACUGGUCUGCAACCAAGUGUAUGACUCGAAAGUAAAGUAAAGAGAAAAAACAUAGGGCACGUGAACGUGACAAAUGCUUGUUUACUUCGAAUCGUUUUAAAUUUAUUCGUAUGUAUUUGACUUUAGCCUGAUUGGUGUAUACACGUUUCCAUGAAGGUUGUUGCUCAGUUGGCUAUUGACAUUGGAAAUCCUCACCUGAGUAGUGCAAUUUAGAUGAAAUGCCAUGCUGGGUAGUAUAAUAAGCAGUCGAUUUCUCCAAUCCAUCCAAUACUAGGUAGAUUGUCAUGAAAGCUGUCGAUAUUUAGUUAAAAUCCAUGAAAGGAGGACUUACUUUGAAAAAUUAAUAGUACUUAAAUUCCAAUUGGACAAUACUGGAAUUAAAAAAAAAACAUAUAUUAUUAUAUUAUAUAGAGAGGUUUUUACUUCCUUUACAUGUUAUAGUUUAGGAGUACACAUUUUAACUCAAAAAUCUAAACAAUAGCUUUUUUGCGUUUUCAUACAUAGUGUCCAUAUUUUUACCGGUAUUAUAUAUUAACAUUCGAAUGUACGAAACAACCUCAGCAGUUUGUCCAACCAUGUGCUAUUACGGAAGUAGAUCCCAUUGCUGUUGAGGACAUGAAUUUUUUCAGGCCAAGGACUGUCAUUUAGCAUUCCCUAAAUUAGACUAUGUUUUCUACCACUACAGCAAUGGACCUAAUCAUUGAAUCCGUAGGGCCAAGGGCUGCCAUUUCGACGAUCUAACCCUGUUUGGCUUGGUAAGUAUUAAGUAUAUUAUUAAAAUCGAAGAACACACGUUAUUUACGUAUGUCUCAAACUUCAAUAUCCAGCCGAGUGUUGUACAGUGUAAUAAUAAGAUAACAAUAUAAUACAUAUUUUACUGGCUGGCAUUUAAGUACACCUCUCUUCCUACGUAUACAUAAGUAUAUCCAUGUCCAUGUACAUGUGCAUACGUAAGUCCAUUUUCGAUUAUUCAAGCUGUGUCGAAAGCGAAGUUGCAAUGAAUGAAUGUCGAAAACAGUAAAACAGCGUCAAAACGUUGGAAGCAAAAAAGACAAUUACUCAGUUAAGCUGUGCUGAGCUGAAACAAACAUACGAACACCAGUUGUCGAACAACAACUAACAACGUUGUACCGUUGAGCAUUUUCAACGUUAUCGACAUUCAUUUCCAAUGACGUAAUAUCUCACGCGAUUUCAGCAUGUCAGCAUUCAAUUCGUGGCAUAUUAGUCAGUCACGUGUUGAUGAAAUGAACUUACAUAUCUAUGUACAUACUUAUGUAGAUAUGUUCAUACAUCUGUAUGUGCCAAACUUGUGUGACUUGUUUUGAGUUUUCACAUUUUAUACUACCUAAUUUUGUAUGUUGAUCGUUUAAUGUUAUACAUACAUAUGCACAUGCAUAUGAUGCUUUUUGAGAUUUUAUGAUAUUUAUAACUUGGUGACGAAUAACUCUUGUUGUUUCGAAUCUUUCAGCCUCUUUGUGUUUCGCUCGUGGAUUUUGCUCCAUUUUUUAUGUUCUUAGAUGUAGCUUAUACUGUAGCUUUAUUAUAAUGAACAUAUGUAUGUAUAUCAAAAUGAUCAGGAUGACGAGACGAAUUAAAUUCCGAAUAUCUGUCUGUCCACCUGUCCUUUCGUUUGUCCGUACAAGCAAUAACUUGAGUAAAAAUGGAGAUAUCUCGACAAAACUUGGUACUCAUCUCAGUACGAUCUGAGGAUGUUGGUAAAUAAAGAGUUAUAGCUACCUCACAAAUGUUGCCAAAAUUUGAAUUGUACAGAAUUUUAUAAAAAAAUUUCUAGAAUUCUUGAUAUAUGUACAUAUCGCUCAAUUACUUGAAUAGUGUCAUUACUCUAAAAACACGAUUUUUGAGUUGAGUAUGCAGAAAUGUGCGCAAUUUCAUCGUCCAUAUUGUAUAAAAAUUUCAUUCCGAUACGUAGGAAGAUAAAUCGUGAUAUAAGAAUUUGCCGUUCUUAAACUUGUUAUGUUGCAUUAGUUUUUAACCACAAUAACGACACUUCUCAGUUGUGCCAGAAUUAGUUAUAAUUUUUUUACGAAAUAACGACAUAUUUGGUGUUCCAACACAUAUUGUGAAAAGGUGAAUUUGAUUUUCAUUUUAGAAAGAACGAAACAUUUUGUAUUACAACGAUAUUGUUGAAAAAUUAAUUAAAUUUUUCAUAUUGCUUUUUUCAGCAAAAACGACACAUUUGAGUCAGGUUUAUGCCCAAGAAAUAGCAUUAGUACACUCUAUUUGGUCCAUUUAUGCUCAAUAUUGUAUUUAAUAUAUUACAGGGCACUAGAUUUGUAAAUAAACUGAUGGAAUUUUUCUAUAUUUGCUAAAUAAGAGACAAUUGAAAACUUUAAAUCGCUCUCCUGAAAAAUCGACUUUUUUGAGUUGUGACACUAUUCAAGUAAAUGAGCGAUAUGUACCAAAACCAAAUAAAAACGUCAGAAGCGUUAAAUUCUUGCAGGCCUGUCUGUAUAUGAAAAAGUAAGUAUAUUAAGUGGCUAUUUUUCAUAAUAUUAUUAUUAUAUAAUACUUUACUAGACAGCUCAACACUGAGGGCUUAACUCCCGCUAAAAAUAGUCUCGUAAUACGAACAAUAUUUGAAUAUCGGGUUUAAUUUGAUCUCGUGGAAUUUCAGAAUUUGCAGUCAGAUAUAUAAAUAAGAAAUCAUCUUUAACUUAUUCUACUACGUUAAUUUUCCGAAAUAACAAACACAUUCAGGCCUGUUCGUUACAUCGAAUUUUUGGUUAAUUUGAUUACUCAAUAAAAAUAAAUAUGUUAAACAUCCGUAAAUUGCAGUAUUAAAUUAUUUGUUAACAAACGAAAAACCAUAACAGAACAGUUCAAAUGUUGUCUUAAAAGACGUAAUGUGCAUAAAAACCAAAUUCACGUCAAACGAGAUCAAAAUAUUUGUCCAAUAGUUAUACUAUGUAAAUGCCUAUAGCUAUUUAAAAACUUGAUCAGUCGUCGUUCGCUUCGUUGGAAUACGAAUAUUAUAUUCCAUGGCUCUUUCCUAAAGAUCAAUCAAUAUAAUAAGUUUUUCGAAAUUUAUAUUGUUCUAUUGUGCUACUCUUAGUUAUUCUGCAGAGUAUACAAUAUUUUUUUUUUUUUUAAUUUGCACAUUUGUUUUGAAUUUUUCAAUUCAAUUUAAUUUUGUUUUUACGUCGAUUUUAUUUGAUUUUCGCCUUUCUAAAUAAAUAUCUUUUCCAUGUUGUUCGUUAAACCGAGUGUACUUACAAAUCCUCAAUGUUUGUUAUAUACUUUUGGUGAGUAGCACAAUCAAACGUCGUUAGGUCAACAAAAUGCAUAUACCCUAUGCAACAUGUUGCGUGAGUUAAAAAUUCUAUUGUAAACAUUAACUGAUAAUGUCAUAUAGGAUUCUGCAAAUGUCACGUGUUGUUUGGUUACUAAGCUUUUGUGUAUUUUAGUUGUUUAUAUUUUUCUCUCCGAAUAAGCAAAUGUGGAUAUGCAAAGUUAAUCUUUGUGCUGAAAGUAAAUAUUUGUUCCAAUUGUACACAAUCGCACUCUAGACCAGAUCAGCUCAUUCAUGAAGAAUUCAGUGGAAUUUUUUGGUGAAAAAGCUUUUUUCUUCUUACAUACAUAUACAAUAGUCUUGUUUAUAUUAAAUCUGUGCUGAGUUCGAAAAAAGUAGAUAUCUUAGUCAAGAAAUUGUAUGGAUAGCCUUAAGCUGAAGCUCCAUAGCUCGGGUAUGCGAAUUAGGGAUGCAAACAUCGUGAAAUUAAACAUCGAUGGUUCGAUGUAUCGAUGUUUCUCCAAAACCCAUCGAAAUCAAAAACAUCGGCCAUUAAAACAUCGAUACAUCGAAACAUCGACGUAUUUUUGAACUUUUUUAACGUAUUUUAUAAGUGAGCAUAAAAGGCUUAUUUCAGAACCAUAAAUAAGUGAAAUACAGUAGUACGCCUUUAGUUGAUAUAUAUUUGAGCUACCUAUUAAAACCUUUUCUCAAUAAAUAAAAUAUAUAAAUAGUUUUUUAACAAACAACAAAUUAUUUAUUUAAAACAGAAUUUAAAAAUAGCAAUUUGGAAAGUCUUUUUCCUGUCAAGCGAUUUCUUUGCUGUGUGAUCGUUGCUCCAGCUUUAGAAAACAGUCGUUCACUAGGUACUGAAGUGGCCACAAUAGAUAAAUGUUUGGAAGCUUGUUUAUACAAUUCCGGGAAUACAUUUUUCAUAUCAUCCCACAUUUCUGUUGGAUUCUGAUUGAUAGAAGCAACAGCCGAUCCAAGAUACAUUUGCACUUCAACUUCCGUUGUUGUAAUAGCAGAUGAAUUGGAAAACUUACAUUUCAUAUUUUGGUGGGCCAACUGUUUAUGAUGGCUCCAAAUAUCAAACGGGUUUUCUGUUGCAAACUCAUCCGAAGAUUCCGACGUACUAACGCUAUUAUUUGCAUCCUUUAUGAAACUAUUUAAAUACAAAACUGUUUUUUUUUUUUUAGCCAGUGCAUCUUUAAAAUGCAGUAAUUUGAAUCUCGGAUCCAAUACAGUAGCCAACGCCAGAACUGAAUUAAAUUCAAGUUUGUCAAAUCUCUUAUUCAUGUUCUUUUGCAGUUCACUUUUUAGCUCCCCUACAAUAGCAUCUUGAGCUGAAAUUUUUGUCAGAGCUUCAGUUAAACAGCUUACUAAAGGUAACCUUGCUAAUGGUAACGUAGGUAUCAGCCGAAAUCUCCCUGGUCACAAUUUCAAAACACUUUAAUAAUUCAAUCAGCUCCUUAAUUUUGUUCAGCUCGGAGGCAUUAACCAUAGAGGGUGCUUCUGGGCGAGUGAGCAGUACUUCACUUAAAAUAGGGACUAACUGGACAAAUCUCUCUAACAUAUAAAAACAUGAAUUCCAUCGCGUUCUUACGUCAAGAAUCAUUUUCUUGGUAUUACUUGUAGAAGCCCCGGUGUCUAUUUGUUUCUGCCGCAAUUGAUCACUGGCAUUAACACUUCUUUUAAUAAACUUAACAAUGUCGCGCACCUUAGUUAUCAAAGCUGAUACUUCCGUGGACUUAUCUAUUGAUUGCGUUACAACCAAAUUUUUUUUUCGCCAAACAAGCUUCUAUUUAAUUUCAUCAUGGUUGAAUCAUUAUCAGUUACACAAGCAGAAACUUUAUUUAUGGAAACGUUCCACUCGUUGAAAAGUUUACGCAUAGUUCCUUCUAUAUAAGCUUCUGUAUGACUUUCGUGCAGUUCGAUUACUCCUAACGUCCCACUCAACAAACGUAAAUUGUCCAAAAAUGAAUUGUUACCCCAAGAAACGACUGAUUUUUCAUUGUCUCCGUCCAUAUGUCAUACGUUAGGCAAUAGCUGUCGCACUUUCGAAUAUACUCUUUGAAAAUUGAAGACAGCGCUUCAUAUUUUUCAUCCACUCGUGAUUUUAUUGUUUCUCUACUUGGAACUUUAAAAAGCGGAACCAGUUCUUUCAUCAUCUGCAGAAAACCUUUUCCUUCUACAGUGGAAAAUGGCUUGUUGUCCAUUAUAAUAUAUUUCACAAUUGCUUCAGUAAUUAUACUCUCGCAACAAAUGUUGCUAAAGAGAGUAUUAUAGUUUUGUUCACAUAACGGUUGUUUGUAACACCCAAAACUAAACGAGUUAGAUAUAGGGUUAUAUAUACCAAAGUGAUCAGGGUGAAGAGUGGAGUUCAAAUCCGAAUGUCUGUCUGUCCGUCCGUCCGUCCGUCCGUCUGUGCAAGCUGUAACUUGAGUAAAAAUUAAGAUAUCUUGAUGAAACUUGGCACACUUAUUUCUUGGCACCAUAGGAAGGUUGCUUUCGAAAAUGAGCAAAAUCGGACCACUGCCACGCCCGCAAAAUGGCGAAAACAGAAAACACAUAGUGCCAUAACUAAGCCAUAAAUAAAGCUAUGGAAAUAAAAUUUGGAACAUAGGAUCGUAUUAGGGAGGGGCAUAUUUGGAUGUAAUUUUUUUGGGGAAGUGGGCGCGGCGCCCCGCCCCCUACUAAGUUUUUUGUACAUAUCUCGCAAACCAAUAGAGCUAUAUAAACCAAACUUUCUGCAGUCGUUUUUUUAGCCAC
This is a messenger RNA of Zeugodacus cucurbitae (melon fly), 10121 nucleotides long. Its product is annotated as protein argonaute-3. Gene Ontology annotation, biological process: regulatory ncRNA-mediated gene silencing. Gene Ontology annotation, molecular function: piRNA binding; protein binding. Lineage: Eukaryota; Metazoa; Arthropoda; Insecta; Diptera; Tephritidae. The transcript has 2 exons. Bases 551 to 3259 code for a protein of 902 amino acids. Gene Ontology annotation, cellular component: P granule. The record is from RefSeq and is a predicted model, not a curated record.